CACCAACCCUGUCACAGUGUUGGUCUGGCUCAUUUCCUACCCUCGUCAAAGAGGGGGAAAAAAAUAAAAAAGCAACAGCUGCUGGCAAAUCCGCUUGGGCGCUGGGCGCCUCCUCCGCGCGCGUCUCCUGUUGCUUCUUCAAGCCUCACUUCCCUUUGCGAAGAGCUCGGCAGAGAGGAGGGCGCAGGCGACAGCACAGGGGUCUGCAAGGGGAUCCAGAAACCAGCAGAGGGCUACCCGGGAGCCCAGCCAGUCAGCCCCCUCUGGGAGGCGGGAAAGCUUCAAGCCGCGCCCACCGCCCUGCCCCCAGCGCGCCACUCCCGGCUGCUGGGACUCUGCUCGUCCUCCUGGGAUCCGCUCGGAGGGGACCCAACGCCCAGGUCUGCUCUCAUUGUUUUUCCUGUGGCCAGUGUCUUCUCUCCCAGAAGUAACUCCAGGUUAAAGAAAGACACCAUGGCGACGGUGCUGAUCCUCUGCAGCCUGCUGGCCCCUGUGGUCCUGGCUAGUGCAGCUGAGAAGGAGAAAGAAAAGGAUCCUUUCUAUUAUGACUACCAGACCCUGAGGAUUGGGGGAUUGGUGUUUGCUGUGGUCCUCUUCUCCGUUGGGAUACUCCUCAUCCUAAGUCGCAGGUGCAAGUGCAGUUUCAGUCAGAAACCCAGGGCUCCGGGUGACGAAGAGGCCCAGGUGGAGAAUCUCAUCACUACAAACGCCGCGGAGCCCCAGAAGACAGAGAACUGAAGUCAGCCUCCAGCGUGAAGCCUCCAGAAGCCAAGGCCAGCCACCCAGCGCUUCAGAGACUGAUGUCGAGGCUUGAGAAAACCGGCUCCUUCAUACCAGACCUUUCCCUAGGAGAAGCUUCCCGCGCCUCUCCCUGCCCCUACUAACCCCAGUCCUGUAUUAAUGAUGCAACACUCACAGCCCUUCUUCUCACUGCAGCCGGGCUCUGGACCCUGUCUGUGCCGUGUCUGUGCCGUGUCUGUGUGUGUCUGCUGACUGUGGUCGUUCGUGGAUCUCAUUGUUCCUGUGAACUGUGUGCUUCCUCUCCUAUGCUGCCAUCGGCGCCUUGUACCCGCCCUCCUGUGACCUCCAUCUCCUCUUGCUCUCUGGAGUCUGCUCUGCCCCUGAGAAGCCCCAGUCCCAUCUCUGGAUUCAGACUUGAGGGAGAGUUAGUUUGUACCCAGGGCAGGAGUCCCCAGCGGUCUUGGUGCUGAGAAAGUUCGUACCAUCUUCAUGGCUGUUCUUUGUGGACUCUCAGAAGAAACUUGCUCCAGAUUCCACUAGUUUAGGAGGUCUGCAGCUGGAGAUUCGGAUCGCCUUGCCGCAGGCUCUGCCCUCCAGGGCUUCUUUUCCUCUUAGGGUAUCCCAGUCCACCCCAUCCUUUAGGAAUUCUUGCCUCAGGGGAAUGAGAUCCUCACUUACCUUCUGAGCAAUAACCCUGUAAGUACUGGAGCCCCCUGCCUUUAUCCACUGUCCCUGCUUCUAAGACUUCAAUCUCCAGCCCAAUUCAUCUGACCAAAGGACUCCUUCCUUCUCUAAAGCUGGUCUCUGGCAGGGGUUAGCCAAGGGGAUAAGCAGCCGAAGGGUGGGGGUGGCUCUGUGUCUCCGCCCUGUGGUGUGGAUCUGGCAGACUUUGCAGUUUCUAAUCCCUGCCUGUCAGGGAUCAGAGUGGAGAGGGAUGGAAGAGUGCAGGGGCAGUGGGGGCUGCGGGUCAGAGAGCAACAGGGUAUGCCCAGCCUGGAUGCAAGCGCCAGAAGUCAAAGGUCAUCAGAGCGGAAACUCACACCAGAGCCUGCCCCACCUGCCCAUUGUGUUCCCUUGGAAACUAACCAAGCCACACUGUGUACUGGGACUGCUGAUCUCUGUCUUGUGAUCUAUCUAUCCUCUGACAACAGAAAAAUAAAUAAAUAAAUACAGCAUUGUUUCCUA
Molecule: messenger RNA, 1926 nt
Organism: Apodemus sylvaticus (European woodmouse)
Lineage: Eukaryota; Metazoa; Chordata; Mammalia; Rodentia; Muridae
Gene: Fxyd6
Product: FXYD domain containing ion transport regulator 6
Exons: 9
Coding region: 454-738 (94 amino acids)
Biological process (GO): regulation of sodium ion transmembrane transporter activity
Cellular component (GO): membrane
Molecular function (GO): sodium channel regulator activity
Source: RefSeq, a predicted model, not a curated record